AUGAGCCCACACAGCCCCCCAGGAGCCACACCACCGCCGUCGCAGCGACCACUGACGCCGCUGUCAUACCUCAGCUCCCCCGUGCCCGACCUGGCCUCGACAUUGCACACCCAGCCCGCCGACGACGAUGCCGACGAGGCCAAUGUGAGCUUUCUACGCGACUCGCUCGAAUCACUGGACCAACCCCCUGCCCACGAGUCCGCGACGACCAGCAGCUCACUAUCGCGCGGGACACACGUUGACUAUUCUCGAGACCCACGGCGGCGGACAAACUUGCAGCAAUCACACAGCCAAACCGCACCGGCUCAAGCGCCCACUGACAAUCUGGAUGACCUCUCACGGAGGGAACGGCUGCAACGAGUGCUCGCACGCCUAAAUCGCAUACACGACCCAGCCGGCUCGUCUGCCUCAGCCUACGGCAAUCGCACUCCUUCGCCCAACCGGCAGAGACUAUACGAUUGGGCGCCUUCCCACGACGAGCCUAACCAGCAGGAGGAUAACGAGCUCGAUCAGAUCUUGGCGGAAUUGCGGCGACAGCAACCUGAUACCCACCCAGACAUCCUGCGCGUGCUUAGUCAAAGCCAGCUGGACCUGACUCGACAACGUGAAAGAGAAUCGCAUUCGAGCGCGACCGCAGAACAGACAGAUGCUAGCGAGAGGAGAGAUCGUUUGAGGGAGCGAAGAAGGCGGGAGAAUGAGUGGGUGAGUCUGCGGAAUCGAGCUGUGCUGCAACGAGCGAGGCAGGAAGGGUCUCCCUCAGCGACGGAGAGGAUGCUGAGAUAUGUGAUGGAGCGCGAACGCAGUGGCAUGAGUGAAGAGGAGGAGCGGGCGAGAGGCUCAGGGUGGUUCAAUCCCAGCGGCAGCCGGUCCAGUACAGAGCAGCAUAGGAGUGGCGCCUCUUCAAGAGAAUCCUGGCCAUUGCCUCCCAGCGCGAACGAGUUACGUGCGAGGACGAUUCAAGAACGAGCAGAGGCCAUGCAAAGGCGAUAUCUUACCGAGAAUGCGGCUCCACGACUACCACGGAUCUCAACUCCACCUGUACCUGCAACAUCCACCCCACCGAGCAUGUCCUCACAUUUCUUGGAGAGUGCUCUGAAGUAUCUCAAUCAACUCCGAUCGUGCUAUCGCUACGAGGAAGCACUUUCGGCUGCGAUCGAUCAUGGACUGGCAACUAAAGAGUUCUUCGCGGACAAGCACGAUGACUUUGUCAUGGAUCUGGAAGAGCUGAAUCCGCUCCCCUCUUCUGCGUGGCUACAGCCAGGGACAGUACUCGAAGGGCAUCAACAUGCGACAAGCGGUAACGCCGCACUGCUGCAAACGCGGCCCACGAGCUCGUCAGCACAUUCUGUUGAGCAGAUAAAUCCUAACUUCCGCAGCCAUGGCGCCUCUGCGUCCUUCGACCAUCCUCCUGGUUCGACGAACGUGCAACCUUUCGAUGCUACGAGACCCUGGCUCUCACACCAAUUCACACCGCCAGCACAACUUAAUACGACUUUUUCCACAAAGCCUUCGGAUGCUGGCCAUGAUCACUGGCCGGUCCGAGUCAUCAUUCACUCGGUGGACCUCGAAAGGAUGACAUUGCAGGGGACGAUGGAAGCGUACGACGUACCUCAACACCCGGCCAGUGUCUCGAUCUUGCAAUCCAGCGAAAGACCGAAAGCCGGGAAAAAGCACGCCCCUAUAACGACCUACCUCGAAGGACACAUCAUCGACCUAGCAACGCACUCUUUCCUCACACCCAGCGCUUCAGAAGUAAAACGCUCCGGCCCACACCCAACAACUCCCUCCAACGCAACCCCCUACACAACCCUCUUAGACGCCAUCUCCUUCCCCUCAGCAAACGCCCACACCGACGCGGCCAACUGGCGCAAACUGCCUCCCUUCAACACGCUCCCCUCGGACGAAGAAACCGCCCGCCUCCUCCUCUCCCGCGGCCGCAUGAACGAAGUCUCCGAAGAAUACAUCUUCAUGCGAUGGAAAGAACGGUGUUUCGUGCACGCGCGGGAUGACAAGUGCAGCGAGGCGGAUCGCGGAGGGGACCAAGACCGCGGACAUGGAUUGACGAUUUCGGGGUUCUAUUAUGUGAGUUUGAGGAGGAGUGAUGGGGUGGUGGAGGGUUUGUACUUUGAUCCUACGAGUACGCCGUAUCAGCAUUUGAGGUUGAGGGGGAAGAGGACGGGGUGGCCGGCUUUUGAAUUUAGAUGA
Zasmidium cellare ATCC 36951 is the source of this 2205-nucleotide messenger RNA. RefSeq lists its product as uncharacterized. NCBI's taxonomy places the organism in Eukaryota, Fungi, Ascomycota, Dothideomycetes, Mycosphaerellales, Mycosphaerellaceae. Gene Ontology annotation, cellular component: GID complex; extrinsic component of membrane. Gene Ontology annotation, biological process: proteasome-mediated ubiquitin-dependent protein catabolic process; protein catabolic process in the vacuole; negative regulation of gluconeogenesis. The record is from RefSeq and is a predicted model, not a curated record. The transcript has a single exon. Bases 1 to 2205 code for a protein of 734 amino acids.